This is a messenger RNA of Papaver somniferum (opium poppy), 3046 nucleotides long. Its product is annotated as arf-GAP with GTPase, ANK repeat and PH domain-containing protein 9-like. Gene Ontology annotation, molecular function: U3 snoRNA binding; GTP binding; GTPase activity. Bases 1915 to 2202 code for a protein of 95 amino acids. Lineage: Eukaryota; Viridiplantae; Streptophyta; Magnoliopsida; Ranunculales; Papaveraceae. Gene Ontology annotation, biological process: endonucleolytic cleavage of tricistronic rRNA transcript (SSU-rRNA, 5.8S rRNA, LSU-rRNA); maturation of SSU-rRNA from tricistronic rRNA transcript (SSU-rRNA, 5.8S rRNA, LSU-rRNA); ribosome biogenesis. The transcript has 4 exons. The record is from RefSeq and is a predicted model, not a curated record. Gene Ontology annotation, cellular component: 90S preribosome.
CUCUUUCCUAGAGUUUGCUAUGAGGAGAAUACCCCUAUUUGAGGUUUUAUCUUUAUAUUAUUUAUCAAUUGAAGAAGUAUAGCUAUUUUUAUGCCUAUUGCCUAGAGUGGGGGGCAGAGUUUCAUCGAAGGUAGAGCUACCAUGCUUAUGUUUUGAUGCACCUUAUACGCACUCCAUCUGUUCCUUGGGCAUGUUAAAUCAAUCUUACAUCUGAACCCGCUAUCUGGAACUACAACUGUUGAUCGCCAAAGCGUUUGAAAUAUUUUUAAAGUUAAACUCCUAUUGUAUGAUGUUCACAUUCUCUAUUUUGUUUUAUAUUUGGACAUUACAUACCUAUCUUGCUACUUAUACAUUUUUUUAUAUCUUAACCCAGUAUUUGGAAUUACAAUUCUUGGUUGUGGAACCUUGUAUUUGAAUGCAUUAUGUCGUUGACUUUGAUUGUCAUUUUUAUUGUCAUGACAUAUUUUAUUAUUUUGAUCAGCGGCUUGACAUAUCAUUUACAUACCUUAAUCUGAGUAAUGGCACUUACUUUUGGUGAGUUUUAUGAUGUGGUUGUAUUCAUUAAUACGUCUUACUAGAUUUUUUUAUUUUUUUUUGUGUAGGUUAGUCAGAGUAUCAUUAUAGAGUUUCAUAGUGAAAACUGGAUACUUGCUUAAUUUAGACUAGUCACUUGAACUUUAACUCCCUGCAGAGAGAUCCUAACUUGUGAAAUUAGAAAUGUGUUCUUUUUAAAUCGUAUUGAUAAUACCUUUCUUUCUACCUAUAUUUGAAUGGAGAAGCACAUAAACUUCUCAGAAUUUUUUGUUAGGGUGCUUUAGGGUUUUUUGCAUCAGCAAUUUUUUAGCUUAAACUUUAGGGUUUUUUGCAUCUAGCAAUUUUUUAGCUUAAACUUUAUGCUUGUCUCGUGUCACCCGUUAUCCUCGUAUGAUAUACUUUCAUAUUGGAGAGAAGACUGCAUUGACAGACUUCAUGUCUUUUGAUUCGUGAAUUGUUCAAGUUAAUUUUUCCUGACAAAUUUAUAUUACUGUGGUAGUACAAAGGUUGCCAGUGACCUCUUUGACGUAUGAGCAUUCUGGUGUACCUCUUUUAAGCUAGGAGCAUUCUGAUUGUGAUCUAGUAGUCUGAUGCUUUGACCAAGUAUUAGUGGAAAAUACUGAUUGUGUACCUCUUUUAAGCUAGGAGCAUUCUGAUUGUGAACCCUGAACCAAGUAUUAAAUGUUAAACGAUAGACCAAAGUUAAGUAGUUGGAACUACUUGCAAAAGUAGUCAUUAGAGGAAAAUUCAAAUUCUAGAUCAGGUAAGAUAAUAUCUCUACUUCUUUUAUGUGUCUUGAACAAUCCACUAACAUUUUUAUUUAUAGGUGUCUGUUGAAUUUGUUUUUCUGCAAAGAAUUUUGUGAUAGCUUUUCCGACUGUUGUAUAGGAAUAGCAACAAAAGUCACCACGCAUUAGAUGGAUAACAGCUGAAUACGAUGUUGUUCCACAAGUAUCCAAUUUCUGCUGGAACAUUGACUACAAUAGUGUAGUAGAUUGUGUGCCUGUAAUGAAGAAAUAAGGGUAAAAAGACAGGUGGCUGUAAUUAUCUACUGCCUUGCGCUAUUGCUGGUCAUGUUUGGCUGGUCUGUGGGAACCGGUACCAUGUUGUGCUGACACAGGACGAUGGCCUAUAUGGGCCUGGUCACCUACUGGUUUCAACAUCCUCUUUUUGCUUAGGUUCAACAUCGCAGAGCAUGUUAGUAUGGAUUCAGGCUGGUAGGUGGUAUCACUGGUACGUUGACAUAAAUUACAAUGUCCGGGGAAUUUCACCCCUUCUGGUCUUUAACAUUUGGGUUCGUUUUUGUGUUCUUUGUUGAUUGAUUCUUUAAUCAAGUAUUAUACUGCAAAAAAUCAUGCCGAAGUAGGAGACACCAUUAUAAUGGGAUCAGGUAACAGGAGACGGAUACAGUUUGUGGAGUGUCCCAAUAAUAUGAAUGGCAUGAUUGAUGCUGCAAAGUAUGCAGACGUAGUGAUGUUGCUCAUUGACGCAAAAUAUGGGUUUGAAAUGGGUUUGCUCUUGGUAAAUGUCGGGUUUGCGAUUAUUUUCCCUGACAAAUGUAAUGGCGUUGAGAAGAAGAUAAUAAACCAUGCACUGUCGAUUAUUUUUAUUGGAGUAGGGUAUAGGAGUGGGGACAUGAUGAGGUUCUUCGAUUAUUUCUCAGUGUAACUGCAGAAUGGCUUUUCUAGAUCCUUUGUUGCUUUGAACGUUGCAACCGGAUUAGCUGCUUGAAUAAUGGUUUGUACAGCCUUCCAUUAUUUCUACAAGCAGGUGGCUACUUGGAAAAAAGGAAGGAGUCAAAGUUUUUAAUGUUGCUGUUCCUUGGGUACAUCCAAGAGAUGGCUACUUCAAGAUUAAUUGUGAUGGCGCUUCAAAUGAACAUCAUUUUGCUGGCAUUGGUGGUGUUAUUCGAGGCGACAACGGAGUUUUUCAGGCUUGCUAUGUGAAGCACAUAUACAGAAACAAUAGUAAUGUUGCUGAAAUAUGGGCUAUAAGGAACGGUUUGCUGCUGGCAAAGGAACUGGGUAUACAAAAAAUUUAGGUGGAAAGCGAUUCCACUAUGCUGUAAUGCUUUGCAAUCAAGAUUGUGUUAUACCUUGGAGCAUGAAAGGUUUGGUUAAAGAUAUACAGAAGUUGAAGGAAGAUUUGAAGAUAUUGUGAUUGCCCAAAGAUAUAGAGAGGCCAAUUCGGUUGCAGACCACUUGGCGAAAGCUGGUGCUUCAAAGAAGAUGGAAGGUAUUUGGAUCAAUCAACCUCCAAGUGAAAUUGUUCAUUUGCUGAAUGAAAAUUUUAGUGGAAGAGCUCUCAUGAGAGCUGUGAGGGGAGUUCGUUAGUUUUUUUUGGCUGUAUGCCAGUGUACUAAAAAAAAAAAAAAAAAUUCAUAGAAAUGGUUAAGAGUUAAGACUCAGGAUCCCAUCUUGAUUGGUUUACCAUGAGCAAAUGCGCUCAUUUUUCACAACUUGAUUAUGGAAACUCACAUAUUUGCAACGCUAGAAAAUAACUCAAUGAGAAA